Messenger RNA from Rhododendron vialii, 438 nucleotides. RefSeq names its product serine/threonine-protein phosphatase 7 long form homolog. Gene Ontology annotation, biological process: meristem maintenance; meristem development. The record is from RefSeq and is a predicted model, not a curated record. Bases 1 to 393 code for a protein of 130 amino acids. NCBI's taxonomy places the organism in Eukaryota, Viridiplantae, Streptophyta, Magnoliopsida, Ericales, Ericaceae. The transcript is spliced from 2 exons.
AUGGUUCUUCAGGAGGGGCCCAUUGACGGGAGUUUGUUAACUUUUCAGCAAAGUCAUCGCUCCCAUUCUAUAUGGGCAAAUAAUGGUGAGCCUCCAGUUGAUUUGAAACCUCUUAAAGUACAACGAACUGAAGCUAGACUAAAGAAGUUGGACCCCCCGACGCCACCAGUUUUACAAUUGAUUAGGCAGGCUGGUUUUGGUGGUGUCAUAAAUAUACCGUUUAUCUCUCUUGACCUUGGCCUGAUGACAGCUUUACUAGAGCGUUGGCGGCCGGAGACCCAUUCGUUCCACUUGCGCACGGGUGAGUGGACUGUAACUUUGCAGGACGUGGAGAUUUUGCUCGGGCUACCUGUUGAUGGUGAACCUAUAAUCGGGACAACCAAUGAAGACUAGGGUCCAUUAUGUCAGUGGUUGUUGGGGAUAGAGCCGGUAAAUAAA